AAUAAUAAUAAUAAUAAUAAUAAUCCAUCAGAUCAUUACUGCGGACACCGGAGCACCGCCAACGAGGCCUCAGCCCUGGCCACGGCAGCAGCGGAUUCCAGUGGCUGACACAGCGAGCUCCCGUGGAUGGGAUCCAUGUCAAGCCAAGCAUACUCGGGUUUAGAGUUAUUAUAUUUUAUUGCUUGAGUAAAAAACGCUAGAGACAGAUACCCAGGCAACAUUAUUAGUAACAGAUGGAUUACACAGCCAAAUACGGCCGUUAAUGAGUAAUCCAAGGCAUGUGCAUGUUUUUCUCCGGCAGCCGGUGUUUACGCAGCAUUAAUGCCGUACGUACGGACAACUAACUAGCUCUGAAGAUGAUUCCAAGCGCUCAGACUCUCAGGCAACCAUCUGCAUAAAGAUAGCCGAUUCUCCCUGUUUUGUUGAUUGUUUGUUUGGUUUUCGCUUCCAAAGAAACCUGCUUCAUAUCAUUUCAUUUGAAUCAAUUACCAGAGUUGGGGUUGGUCCAUUAAUUAUUAUUUUAUUAUAUCCCCCUGCUUUCCCCUUCUCCACGAGAACAACAACAAAAGAUAAAAAACAAGAAUAAUCAUCACAAUACCAUACCACUCGCCGCGACGCAGCCAACCCACCCACCUACCUCGCACCGCACUUUCUCACCGCCUUGGCUCUAAUUGGACAAUCGGCAUUGAGCCUGGCCAGACCCAGACUUCCAAGGUUCGGCAGACUUUUUUGCACGCAACCACUGAGUCAUCGCAGCCAACCCUUCAAAAGUGAAGCAAAUCCCAACCAACAGCUGGUGCUGCCGCUGCCAUCACCACCACAUUCCUAUCACACACACACAACAAGCCAAUUCUCUGCCGCUAGAAUUCGCCAUGUCAACUCUGUCCUCCCCUUUUCCCUCCUCUCCCGCCGCCUCUCUCUUCUCUCCUUUCUCAAUACAUCCACCUCCAGCAAAGAAGCAACGAAAAAUGAGCCUCACCCAGACAUACUUCCUCGCCCACACCGCCAGAGCUAAGCUUUCCAGAGAAGCUUCUCGGCCAGACCACGACCUGCGAAUCCUCGUAGGCCAUGCCAACAUGCUUGAUUCUCUCAUGCUCGAGCUCGCAGACGCAGAAAGGGAACAAGAGAAAUGGUUUAAUCGCUCUGUUCAAGGUGCUACGGAAAGGCUAUCACAGGAGGAGCUGCAACAGCAACGCAGACACAUCAAAUGGGCUGAUGCACUAGUGGAGGAGCCUGAGGACGACUGGGACCCAGAAGACCUAUCUUCUGAUUCUGAUUCAGAUAGCGACGACUCAGAUGGCUACGAUGAAGAAGACAUUUUCUCUUCCUCCUUACUCUCCCGAUCCUAUCAACAGCCUCAACAGCAACAGCUACAAAUGGAGUUACGAAUCCCCUCAACCCCGUUAAUCACAACCCGGGAAAUACUACGAUACGCAGACGAAGAAGAAGCUAUAGAGGAAGACGACGAAGGAGACUCUGACGAACUCGCUCUUACACGAACACACUCCCGCUCCCAACAACAACCGCCCGAACUCCUCGAUGAUUCCGACUACUCUUCGUCAGAAGACGAAUCGGUGCCCAGCACACCUCCACAGCCCACACUCGACUCCUUUAGCGAGAAGGCAGCCGUGGUCACAACCGAGCUAUACGCUACAGAAAAACAAUCAGAGCCGCCGAAGUUCGCUACUCUAUCGUCGUCACCAGCAUCAGAACAAACGGCAGCGCUUUUCGAGGACGGGUUUUUCCUCCCUCACCAGCAAGAGGGUCGGACUAUGAUUGAAGCUUUCUAAAUUAAUCUAGAAUCUCCUCCAUAGCCAUGAAUACUUGAAUAUCGGCCUUACGACUUUACGAUUCUCCUUCUGACUGAUUUCCGAUUCUGAUUCUGAGCGACGUCUUUUUUGAUUUUGCCUUUUUCUUAGAGCAUUUGCAUCAACCGCCAUAUCUUUUCUUUUGUAAACACGUCGAGCAAGCCGACGACGAUGAAAUGAGACUUUGGACGGGUUUUGGGUUUUUUCCUUAUAUCAAAAAGUUCUUUGUUCUCCCGAUAUACUAUCAGUUACCCCUCUUGGCGGCGUUUCAACAUCUCCUUUUUAUCUAACACAACACCACAUCCCCUUUGUCCUCCCACCCUUCUCGCCGUUUCUCAUCAGCCAGUGCUUCAACCAUAAAACGCAUAACCAAACCACCCACUCUCCUCUUCCGCUUCGCUACACUACACUACAAAUUUCCGCAAAGACACACAUUACAUCUAUUUUCCACACCUCCUUUUCAAAGCAUUAAAGCCAAAACCAACAGAUUCUCCCGUCCAUUUCACAUUCCCAUUCCACUCCACCACGUCUCCCUUCCCCUUCUUUCCCGCUCUCUCGUUUUUCCCCUGUGUGUUUCCCCGCGCUCUCCAUCCCACCGUAUAAAUCCGGUCGAUGGUCGAAAGGAGGCGGAGAGAAACGGGCGGGGGUUUCAAAGAGAUCGGAUUUGAGAUUGGCCUCGGACCGUGGUUUGGAUAUUUGGAAUUUGGAAUUAGGAAUUAGGACUGGUUGAGAGCUGGGUUUUCUGACCUUUUUAUAUAUUUCUUCAACAUAUACAUUGAUAUCUUAUAUAUAGCUAUAUAUUUGAAAAAAAAAAAAAAAAAAAUCUACAAUUUUGGAUAAUUGAUUUAGUUUUCUCGAUCACACUCUUUAUCUAAAUAAGUGAAAUAUUUUACCAGAUGAGUACGAAAUU
Molecule: messenger RNA, 2718 nt
Organism: Blastomyces dermatitidis ER-3
Lineage: Eukaryota; Fungi; Ascomycota; Eurotiomycetes; Onygenales; Ajellomycetaceae
Exons: 1
Coding region: 873-1790 (305 amino acids)
Source: RefSeq, a predicted model, not a curated record